Messenger RNA from Rotaria sp. Silwood1, 1543 nucleotides. Lineage: Eukaryota; Metazoa; Rotifera; Eurotatoria; Philodinida; Philodinidae. The record is from the annotation of a GenBank genome assembly.
AUGCAUACAUUUUCAAGAGAAAUAUCAAAAAGAGAGCUUUUACGACGUGCUCAUGAUUUUCGACAUUUAGGCAUUAUGUGUAACAAUUGUGAAGAAGAAGAUUUCUAUGGAAUACGAUAUCAUUGUAAAGAAUGUACAUUCGGUUAUAAUUUAUGUGAAAAAUGCAUUGAUAAAAUACAUGAACAUCACACAUUUGAAAUCAUUCCAAAUCCAUGUUUACGUGCUCUUAAUCUUGGUAUACUUGCCAAACGAACUUUAGAUGUAAUUGCAAGAAAUACUAAUAUUCAUGAUCACAAAUGGCGUGAUCCAAUUACUGGAUGGACAAAAAUUGAUGCUGAAAAUAUGGUUAAACAAACUCAAAAAGAACAAGACGAGUAUAAUACACAAUUACAAAAGGUUGAAAAUCGUAAAAAAGCCGAAGAGAAGCAAAGAUUGGAAGAGCAACGAGAGUUAGAUCUGAUGGAGAGAGAUAAUCAAAACUUCAUACUUUCAUUGAUGAGCGACAAUGUCCUCUAUCUUCCACGAUAUUGAAGAAAAAAGUCUGACAUUUCUCAAGUGAACACAUGAAUUCAUUAUAUUUUAAUCAGUUUAUUUAAUCAAGCUUUUUCUGCUCGACGGCUAUUUUUCAAUAUUAUUUUCUUUUAGAUAUUUCUUAUUAUUCCUGGAUCGAAAAUAUUAAAAUAAUCUAUCAGUCAAAGUAAUCACUAUUUAUUUUUUGUAAAAUAUAAUAAAAGCAAAUAAAAACAUCUAAUAAACGGUUCUUCAAAUGGAUUAACCCUUUUGCGAACGUUGUCAAAUAUGAUAAAGGAUAUUUAGUUCUCUCCAUUUUAGAUGUUUCUAUGCUUAUCACAUUUGUAACCAAUGAUUUUCAAAAUUCUGCCUAAUGAAAUCGGAUUAAGAAAAGAUGGAUUUUUCAAGAUGAUUUCGAAAUUUUGUUUUCGAAGUGCCUUGCUUUCUUCUCCGUAUAAUAAUACACUGUAAAAAAAAAGGAGUUCUACCAAACUUUGAAGGUUUCGCAAUGGUUUUCGAAACCAUUUUAAGUUCCGUGGGAUGAAAAAGGUUUCGUAAUCUUCAUACUGAACCAUUUUAAGUUCCGAAAACCGACGAAGGUUCCGAAGUUUCACGACGAAACCUUCCUAGAGUUUCGUGCACUGUGUACUGAACUUUCGGAGGUUUCGUAUGUUUCGUACGAAACCGUUGAUAGUUUUGUAGAGCAUAUAAAGGUUCCGUAGUAGUUCUAUGUAACCUUUCAUAGUUUCAUAAGUGCUCUUAUGGUUCCGAAGAUGUUGCACGAAACCAGCCGUGGUUUCGUAAAAGAUAUACCGAACCAUUACAUCAUUUACAAAGCUACGAAUAGUUUCGUACAAUUUAUACUGAACCUUUUGAUGUUUUACGAAACCUCUGAUAGUUUCGUGGAGCAGACAAAGGUUCCGUAUAUCUUAUACGGAUCUAUCAAAAGUUUCGUAAAACAUGAGAAGGUGUGGGUGUGGAUGUGGGUGGGUGUGGGUGUGGGUGUGGGUGUGGGGUGUGGGUGUGGGUGUGG